UUUCUCAUUUUGAGAACCUCUCACCCUCGCGUUCGGCUUCUGUGAUGGGCUCUACCAUCAAGAAACAUCCAAACUAUCUAACUCUCGAAAAUUAUGAGUUUUUGGAUGAGCUCACAUCCGAAGAAACGCGCACCAUUAAAGAAAAAUAUGCCCAUCUUAAUAAGAAGCCACCAAACCGUAAUGACAAUUGGAAAGGGGAACUCAAAGAUGUGCACCCUUGGGUUCAGAAUGUUUACAAAUCUCUGGCGGCAAUAUGGGAAGGCCUUGCCAUUAUCCAGGAUAAACAUAGUGGUGGUCAUAGUGGUAGCAUCUAUGCGGAUCAUUACCUCACAUACCAGUUGUAUAAGGAUUUAUACACUAAAAAAGAAAAAGAAAUGGAUUGGAUAAGAUGCUACGCAUUUGAAGACAAAUUGAGAUUGUCGGAGUCCGCCCUAAACGAAGCAAUGGUUCAAUGUCACAGAUACUCCAGGUAUUUUUUCGCCGCGAGAGAGAAUAGUAAACAUAAAUAUAUCUCAAUCAUUACCGACGGUUCCAACUAUGCACUUUGGUAUUCGUACUUGAACGAGGAAGGUCAUAUGUUUGGUGGCUUGACGGACACCAUGGAGUGGUCUCAGGAAACGCUGCUGAUUGUCGGACGUGUCUUCAAGACUUUCGCCCAAGCUGAAAUUGGCAGACUCCGUGCUAAUGCUUCUCCACGAGAGCUGGAAAGCUUUUUUCCCGACAAAGACAUUGCAAACGUCGAUUCUCCUAAUACAACAUCUACCUCAUUCACCCAUCGACAUUUGAACAUAAAUAAAGGGUUAUACAACGUGAUUCUGCAAUGGGCAGUAAAACGCUCUCAAUUCGGUCUCCCGAUCGUGUCGACAAGUAUCGGUGAA
Molecule: messenger RNA, 878 nt
Organism: Paraglomus brasilianum
Lineage: Eukaryota; Fungi; Glomeromycota; Glomeromycetes; Paraglomerales; Paraglomeraceae
Source: the annotation of a GenBank genome assembly